Molecule: messenger RNA, 2835 nt
Organism: Abrus precatorius (Indian licorice)
Lineage: Eukaryota; Viridiplantae; Streptophyta; Magnoliopsida; Fabales; Fabaceae
Product: molybdenum cofactor sulfurase
Exons: 22
Coding region: 166-2691 (841 amino acids)
Biological process (GO): Mo-molybdopterin cofactor biosynthetic process
Molecular function (GO): molybdenum ion binding; pyridoxal phosphate binding; molybdenum cofactor sulfurtransferase activity
Source: RefSeq, a predicted model, not a curated record
AGGUGCACGUGUCAUGGUUUGCAGUAGUUUCCAUUAACUGUUACUUGUUGGUGAGUCUCUUUUCGGGUUCUAAAUGAUGAAAAGUAUGUUGUUGUUGAGUUCUUUGUUUCCGUUAACGGGUUCUUCUUUCCCGUGUACUAUACUUGAGUGAGUAUUGGCUUCAACAUGGGCGCCGCCAAAGAAGAAUUUCUGAGAGAGUUUGGUGAACAUUAUGGGUAUCCCAACGGCCCCAAAUCCAUUGAUCAUAUUCGAGCUACUGAAUUCAAGAGAUUACAAGAUCUCGUAUACUUGGAUCAUGCGGGGGCAACUUUAUACUCUGAACUGCAAAUGGAAUCAGUUUUCAAUGAUUUCACAACUAACGUAUAUGGAAAUCCUCAUAGCCAAAGUGACUCCAGUUCUGCAACUCUUGAGAUUGUGAAGAAUGCCCGCCAGCAGGUCCUUGACUACUGCAAUGCAUCUCCCAGAGACUAUAAAUGUAUAUUUACUUCUGGGGCAACUGCGGCACUGAAGCUGGUUGGAGAGGCUUUUCCAUGGAGUUGUAACAGUAAUUUUAUGUAUACAACAGAAAAUCAUAAUAGUGUUCUUGGAAUAAGAGAGUAUGCUCUAGAUCAAGGAGCAGCAGCCAUUGCAGUAGAUAUUGAAGAAGAUAUACAUCCUGGAAUAACAGGUGAAAUAAUUUCUACAAAGAUAUCACCGCACCAGGUACAAAAGAGAGAAGUAACUGGAUUGCUGGAGGGAGAGCAAACAGGUGCUGCGUAUAAUUUGUUUGCCUUUCCCUCAGAGUGCAAUUUCUCAGGGUUUAGAUUUGGCCUAAACUUAGUGAAGAUUAUCAAGGAAGACUCAAGCAAGAUAUCUGGAAUUUCUUCAGUUUGCCAAAAUGGACAAUGGAUGGUGUUAAUUGAUGCUGCAAAGGGAUGUGCUACAAUGCCAAUUGAUUUGUCUAAGUACCCUGCAGAUUUUGUUGUUAUCUCAUUUUACAAGCUGUUUGGCUAUCCAACUGGGCUUGGAGCUCUCAUUGUUCGAAAUGAUGCUGCCAAGUUACUGAAAAAGACUUAUUUUAGUGGAGGAACGGUUGCUGCAUCAAUUGCUGAUAUUGAUUUCAUUAAAAGAAGGGAAGGUAUUGAGGAACUGUUUGAGGAUGGAACUGUUUCAUUCUUGAGCAUAGUAUCUCUCCGCCAUGGCUUCAAAAUUCUGAAUUCAUUAACUGUAUCAGCAAUAUCACGACAUACAACAUCUCUUGCCUUGUAUACAAGAAAAAUGCUUUUGGCCUUGAGGCAUGGCAAUGGAUCUAGUGUGUGCAUCCUCUAUGGACAUCAUAAUUCAAUGGAAUUGUGUGAGGAAAUGGGUCCAAUAGUUUCAUUCAACUUGAAAAGGCCAGAUGGCUCUUGGUAUGGGUACCAUGAAGUUGAAAAGCUAGCAUCACUUUCAGGAAUUCAGCUAAGGACAGGAUGCUUCUGCAAUCCUGGUGCAUGUGCAAAAUACCUUGGCUUGUCUCAUUUGGAUCUUAUUUCAAAUACUGAGGCUGGUCAUGUUUGUUGGGAUGAUCAUGAUAUAAUCAAUGGUAAACCUAUUGGAGCUGUAAGAGUAUCCUUUGGCUACAUGUCAACAUAUGAAGAUGCCAAGAAAUUUGUUGAUUUUGUUGCGAGUUCCUUCAUCUCACCUCUAGAUCACAUUGACUAUGGGAAUCAAUUGAAAGGCCUUGAGAGUUUCAUGGAAACUGGUUAUUAUCUCAAAUCAAUUACAAUAUAUCCAAUAAAAUCUUGUGGAGGUUUUAGUGCACGAAGUUGGCCUCUUAGCAUCAACGGUCUUAAGCAUGAUCGCCAAUGGAUUCUUAAAAGCUUAACUGGUGAAGUACUCACACAGAAAAAGGUUCCUGAAAUGUGCUAUAUAAGCACCUCAAUUGACCUCAGUCUGGGAAUGUUAUAUGUAGAAUCUCCAUGUUGCAAAGAAAAAUUGCAAAUCAGGCUUGAGUCAGAUGUUUAUGAUGGUGCUAUAGUGGAUGUUGAACUAUAUGGCCAGAGGUACAAGGCAUAUAGUUACAACAGUGAGAUCGAUGCAUGGUUUAGUGAAGCCGUUGGUAAACCUUGCACUUUGUUACGGUAUUCCAAUUCCAAUCAAGAUUCUGUCUUGAAUAAGAUCAAUGGUGCAGCUAGAUGUAGAGAUACAAAGAACAAACUCAAUUUUGCCAAUGAAGGACAAUUCUUACUUGUAUCUGAGGAAAGUGUAUCUGACCUAAACAAAAGAUUAAGCUCAAAUGUCCAGAAUGGCACAUCUAGAGCAAUGGUGCAAGUCAGUGCAAGCAGGUUUCGUCCCAACCUUGUGGUAUCUGGAGGCCAGCCUUAUGCUGAAGAUGGAUGGAGAUACAUUAGGAUUGGAAAUAAGUAUUUCAAUUCACUAGGGGGAUGUAAUCGAUGCCAGAUGAUCAACCUUGCACUAAAUGCAGGACAAGUGCAAAAGUCAAAUGAACCUUUGGCAACUUUAGCAUCAUACAGGAGGGUAAAGCAGGGAAAGAUUUUGUUUGGCAUACUACUGAAAUAUGCAUCUAUUCAUGGAGAGAAGCAACAAGGUGAUUCCUGGCUUCAUGUGGGGCAGGAGGUGAAUCCAGAUAAGAGUGCAAUUUCUACAUAUAAUCAUACACAAAUGCCCUCAAAUUCUUGUCCUCAAAACUCUGGGAAGCCUUUGACGUUAUAGUGAAUGUGGCUCUUUUCUUUGUUGUACAGUUUCAUAAGAGGCGAUAGGAGUAUGUUGUGUGAUGUGAGGAUGAAUAUUGGCAGAAUGCACAUUGGUUAUAAAUUUUGUAAUGUUGCAUUUGACAAUGAAAAAGUCAAUAAUAAA